AUGUCAACAGCCCUUCUCAAACCAGCAAUGCAUUUUAUGAAACUUGUGGCCAAUCCCAAUGCCUUCAUUUUUAGUCCGGACAGGAACCCUGUGGUCAGAAUGCUCCUGCGACCGACGUUUUAUAAGCAGUUUGCUGCCGGGGAGAAUGAAAAGGAGGUCACGAAAACAAUUCGGCAUAUCAAAGAUCAAGGCUUUACCGGCGUUAUUCUAGGCUAUGCCAGAGAGAUUGUCGUGGAGACACAAGGAAGAACACCUCGGCCAACAGACAAUCCAACAAAGGCAGAACUGAGAGAUAUUGAGCUGUGGAAGCAAGACACACUCCGUACGCUGAGAAUGCUCGACAGUGGCGAUUUCCUUGCUAUAAAAUAUACCGGAGCGGGUCGUAUCGCAGUCGAUGCGUGUCUCGCAGGGGAAGCACUGCCUCCAAAGUCAAUCGAGCUCGCAAUGGACGAGAUUUGCAAUGAGGCACGGAGCCAGGGAUCCAGGAUCUGGAUUGAUGCGGAGCAAACACACUUACAACCCACUCUGGACCGUUGGGCCAUUGAUCUCAUGAAGAGACACAAUCGGGAUGGUAAAGCACUCGUUUAUAAUACCAUUCAAGCGUAUCUCAAAUCAUCCCGCGAGAAUGUUCUGAGUCACCUGCGCGCUGCCCAAAAUGGCGAUUGGACACUGGGGAUCAAGUUGGUCCGUGGCGCCUAUAUUGCCAAUGAGCCCAGGUCACGGAUUCAUGAUACGAAGGAGGAGACCGACGAAGCCUACAACAAAAUUGUUAGCUCGCUCUUGCGUCAAGAUUUCCCAGUCGAUGGUGACCACGGUGUCUUUCCUAAAGUUCAGUUAUUUGUGGCAUCUCACAAUGUGUCAUCCAUUAGACAAGCUUAUUCUCUGCAUUCCCAUCGGGUUCGAGAUGAGAUGCCAACCGUCUAUGUUGAAUAUGGCCAAUUGAUGGGAAUGGCCGAUGACGUGAGCUGCGAGCUUCUCAUUCACCGAAGGGAAGAUUUACAAUCAACCGACGAGAAGACUCGUUUGUCUGCUCCAAAAGUUUUCAAAUGUCUGUCCUGGGGUAGCACGAGUGAGUUGGUUCAGAAUCUCUACCGCCGAGCGGUGGAAAAUACCGAUGCUGUCCAAAGAACCGAAAACAUGGCCAAAGCCUUACGUGGGGAGCUAUUGCGGCGGGUGUUCCGACUUUCAUCAUGA
Molecule: messenger RNA, 1194 nt
Organism: Penicillium crustosum
Lineage: Eukaryota; Fungi; Ascomycota; Eurotiomycetes; Eurotiales; Aspergillaceae
Exons: 2
Coding region: 1-1194 (397 amino acids)
Cellular component (GO): mitochondrion
Molecular function (GO): proline dehydrogenase activity; FAD binding
Source: RefSeq, a predicted model, not a curated record